Nematolebias whitei (Rio pearlfish) is the source of this 2487-nucleotide messenger RNA. It is a transcript of the gene dnmt3bb.1, whose product is annotated as DNA (cytosine-5-)-methyltransferase 3 beta, duplicate b.1. The transcript has 22 exons. Lineage: Eukaryota; Metazoa; Chordata; Actinopteri; Cyprinodontiformes; Rivulidae. Gene Ontology annotation, molecular function: DNA (cytosine-5-)-methyltransferase activity, acting on CpG substrates; DNA binding. The record is from RefSeq and is a predicted model, not a curated record. Bases 70 to 2487 code for a protein of 805 amino acids. Gene Ontology annotation, biological process: negative regulation of transcription by RNA polymerase II. Gene Ontology annotation, cellular component: nucleus.
CUCCGAACCCUGACCCAGAGCAGAAGUGCGCGGUCUUUGUCAGGAAAGCUACUGGACUGGUCAACUGCAAUGUCUUUCAACAAAUACUCUGCUACCAUGCUGGAUGAGAGCAACAAUGGGACACACACAGCAGCGCUGAACAGAGACCCACCCGGAGCAGCUGGGAGCCUUUCUGAGAACGACAGCAGGGUGGAGCUAACCAACGACAACAGCCCUCUGACGGCGGCUGAACCUCCCUCUCCUUUCAGCCUCAAACAGAACCAAGAUGCUGCCUCACCACAAGAUGCUAACCAGUGUUCGGCAGGAAGCAGGAAGAGAGGCAGGAAGAGGCCUGAGGACCAGAAGCUGACAUGGGGCUCUUACUGCCAGGACAAGUGUUUAGGAGAAGGUCAGUUGGGCCUAAGACAGAGACCUCAGCGGAGGACUUUCUACCAGGCCAGCCACACAACAAACGUGCACAACAAACAUCGCAGGCAGCAACACAAACGGGAACACAACAUGUCAUCAUAUGCUGGUGGCCCUCAGGGAGUUGUGUCUCCUGAAGACCCAGUGACCCCGUGUCCAGAUCUGAUGGAACAAGACUCCAAGGAUUCAGCCCAGAGCAGCAGCACUAUGUCCAGCUCAGAAAACCAACCAGAAUACAGCGACAACAAAGGUUUUGGAAUUGGUGAAUUUGUUUGGGGAAAGAUCAAGGGCUUCUCCUGGUGGCCAGGCAUUGUGGUGACCUGGCGAGCCACGGGCAAACGACAGGCCAGCCAUGGCAUGAGGUGGCUCCAGUGGUUUGGAGAUGGCAAGUUCUCUGAGGUUUCUGCGGACAAGCUGGACUUUCUGACAGCCUUCCCCAAGUUCUUCAACCAGGCUUCUUACACCAAGCUGGCCUCUUAUCGCAGAGCUAUCUUUCAAGCACUAGAGAUGGCCAGCGUCAGGGCAGACAAGACGUUUCCUCCAUGUGCAUCAGAUAACCCAGAGGACCAGGUCAAACCCAUGCUAGACUGGGCCAACGGAGGCUUUCUGCCCAAAGGAGAGGAAGGACUCAAACCAACUCCCAGCUGCGAUGGGAACCCUUUGGACCACCAGAUUGUCAACGUUUCCCUGCAUGACUACUUUGCUAGUGCGAAGCGGCCCAAAUACAGUUUGUGCAAAAACAAAGCGGCCCCUGAGGAGUCCUGCAGCAGAGAACAAAUGGUGAAUGAAGUCCGAGAGAAGAAGCUAAGUAUUGAAGAUUUCUGUCUCUCUUGUGGACAAAUGAGAACAGCAACCUUCCACCCGCUGUUUGAAGGAGGCUUGUGCCAAACAUGCAAGGAUGUGUACCUGGAAACGUCCUACAUGUACGACGAUGAUGGCUACCAGUCCUACUGCACUGUCUGCUGUGGAGGUCGAGAGGUUCUGCUCUGUGGCAAUGCCAACUGCUGCAGAUGUUUCUGUGUGGACUGUCUGGACAUCCUGAUUGACCCCGGAGCUUCUAACAGCGCUCGGUACCAGGACCCAUGGCGAUGCUACAUGUGCCAGCCCCUCCUGCAGUAUGGGGUCCUCAAACGACGGCACGACUGGAGCAUGAAGCUGCAGGAGUUCUUUGCUAAUGACAACGGACAGGAGUUUGAGAAAACUAAGAUUUUCCCAGCAGUCCCUGCAGAGCAGAGACGACCAAUCAGAGUCCUCUCCCUGUUUGAUGGCAUUGCCACUGGCUACCUGGUUCUAAGGGACCUGGGUUUUAAGGUGGACCAGUACGUGGCGUCAGAGGUGUGUGAGGACUCCAUCUCAGUGGGUGUUGUCAGACAUGAAGGAAAGAUCCAGUAUGUCCACGAUGUUCGAAACAUCACCAAGAAAAAUAUUCAGGAAUGGGGUCCAUUUGACCUGGUGAUCGGAGGAAGUCCCUGCAAUGACCUCUCUAUUGUCAACCCUGCAAGAAAAGGCCUCUAUGAAGGUACAGGGAGGUUGUUCUUUGAGUUUUACCGCCUGUUGAGCGAGACCAAGCCCAAAGAAGGAGAGGACCGGCCCUUUUUCUGGAUGUUUGAGAACGUGGUGGCCAUGGGCGUCAAUGAUAAAAGAGAUAUCUCCCGAUUCCUGGAGUGUAACCCAGUGAUGAUUGAUGCUAUUGAGGUCUCUGCUGCACAUCGUGCUCGGUACUUUUGGGGCAACCUACCGGGAAUGAACAGGCGUCUGUGUGCUUCUGGGAUGGAUAAGCUGGAGCUUCAGGACUGUUUGGAACAUGGCCGAGUAGCAAAGUUUGGGAAAGUGAGAACCAUCACCACUCGCUCCAACUCCAUCAAACAAGGCAAAGAUCAACAUUUCCCAGUGUUGAUGAAUGGGAAGGAGGAUGUGCUGUGGUGCACUGAACUGGAGAGGAUCUUUGGGUUUCCUGUCCACUACACUGAUGUGUCCAACAUGGGUCGUGGUGCCAGACAGAGACUCCUGGGCCGGUCCUGGAGCGUCCCUGUUAUCAGGCACCUGUUUGCACCUCUCAAAGACUAUUUUGCCUGUGAUUAA